CUUCUUCCGACUCUGCACGUUUCUCCAUCCAACCAGCAAAAACCAUCCACCUGAUUCACGACCACCCACAGCAGGACUACCUUCAUCCGGUCGUAGCUUACGAAAGAUCGAAUCUUCCUCGACAUUAUCUAGUCUCGGUCGAUUCUACCAACAUCCAAAUCCAUCAAAUACCUCAAUGUCUUCUAAGGUAUCCAAAACUAGUAGCCGACGUCAGCAUGUAGAAAAGGUUCUUGAUAUUGGUAAACCAACCCAGUUUGAACACGGAAUCCAUGUUGAAUAUAAUAAAUAUAAUGGAAAAUACAUGGGCCUACCAGAUGUCUGGCAAUCUAACCUUCCAAGCGAUGAUGUAUUAAAUACAAAUUACAUCAACCCGAACCUCGUCCCAUCGCCAGCAAGUACUCGCAGUAAGUCAGUCAGACGACUUUUAUCGAGCUCCAAAGUUGUAAUGUCCUCUCAAGAGGAAAAAACACAGACGCUACGAAAGUCCCCUUCCGUCAUCGGCAAACCCUACAAUGUUCAACACAAUGUCCAUGUCCAGGUAGACAAAUAUGGAUUCCGAGGACUUCCACCAGAAUGGCAACGAAUUCUCCAGGUGUCUGGAGUACCAGAAGAAGUCGUAAAAGCAAAUCCAAAAACAGUAGAACGAUUGAUGCAUCUUCGAAUGCCAGAUUCUCUCCAACAAGAUGUUACAAACAAAACAAGACCAUUGAAAUCUCCACAUUCUGCAUCCUUGAUUCCUAAUGGACCUGACACUACUCAACACCCCACAAAUGAACUACCAAUUGGAUUUGCACCACCUUCCCGAGCACGGAACUCAAAGUUGACACACCUUUCUACAAUCAAGACUAAUGAGCCUCCCCCAAGAAUAGAUAGUAAUGUAUCAGAGGAACAAGAAAAUGAGAUUUUGGCAGAGGCAAAUUCCGAAAAUACACAUCUUGCUUUAGAUUCUGGCUUUAUUGAUGACUUGGUUGAUACAGCUGAUCCAAAUACACUGUACACUGAUUUUGUCCUAAUCGCAGAGGGAGAAUCUGGUCCAAUGUAUUCUGCAAAGCACAUCACAACUAGCCGAGUGGUGGCUAUCAAAAAGAUACCUCGAACGGCAGUGGAGAAGCUUUCAAAAAUCAGAAAUGAGCUGACGACAAUGAAAAUGAGCCGACAUCCAAAUGUAGUUGAAUACAUUACAAGCUACAUGACAGAAGAAGAGAUCUGGGUGGUUAUGGAAUGUAUGGAUGUUUCUUUGGCUGAUAUUCUUUCGGUACACAUCGAAGAGGGUCCUCAUAUGAAGGAAGACCAGAUUGGCCGUGUGGCUCGCGAUAUAUUGCGUGCUUUAAGUCGUAUCCACCGUCUCCAACGUAUUCAUCGGGAUAUCCGUAGUGACAAUGUAUUACUAAAUAUGCGUGGUGAAGUCAAGUUGGCCGAUUUCAGCCAUUGUGCUCAAUUGACGAAGAAACAUCCUAAAAGAAACUCGGUUGUUGGUACACCUUAUUGGAUGGCUCCUGAAGUUAUCAAAGGUGUUGAAUACGACUCAAAAGCAGACAUUUGGAGUCUUGGAGUAUUAUUAUUGGAGAUGGCACAAGGCGAUCCACCCUAUGUAGAAUAUCCUCCUCUUCGGGCCUUGUUCCUGAUUGCCUCGAAUGGUCUCCCUCCGUUACGCGAACCUGACCUCUGGUCAGAUUCAUUCAAAGACUUCUUGAGCAAGUGCACAACAGAUGACCCUGCUGUAAGACCAGACGCCGCCACACUCCUCAAGCAUCCUUUUUUGCAUUCAGUUGGUAUAACACAUCGCAUGGUUGAAUUGAUUGAAGAAACUCGACGGUUUGAAAUCUUACAGCAGGAAGAUGCUGAGACGGUAACAGAAGAACUAGCCAUCGGUUCUCCUUAACCCUCCUGUACUUCUUGGCCUCUUCUAUCUUCAUGCAUCUCCACAUACUCCGCAUUUACUCACUUAUUCACUUAUUCACUUACUCAUUUACUCACUUACUCACUCUCCCUUCCAUACCCAAAGGUGUCAUCCUUCCCCCUUCCUUUUUUGUUUGCCUCCAAAAUAAAAAUAAAAAUAAGAAUAAUGUAAUC
This is a messenger RNA of Phycomyces blakesleeanus NRRL 1555(-), 2073 nucleotides long. RefSeq lists its product as hypothetical. NCBI's taxonomy places the organism in Eukaryota, Fungi, Mucoromycota, Mucoromycetes, Mucorales, Phycomycetaceae. The record is from RefSeq and is a predicted model, not a curated record. Gene Ontology annotation, cellular component: cytoplasm. Gene Ontology annotation, molecular function: protein tyrosine kinase activity; protein serine/threonine kinase activity; ATP binding. Bases 176 to 1882 code for a protein of 568 amino acids. The transcript has 11 exons. Gene Ontology annotation, biological process: regulation of MAPK cascade; protein phosphorylation; intracellular signal transduction.